AUGAAGCUUCCAACGCUUGUUUUCGUGCUAGCCGCUGCAGCAUCGGCAGUUUCUAUCCCGACCUGCAAGAAUCCAACGGUACUGUGCAAGUAUGUGUCUCCGCGGAACGCUGGAAGAUGCUCUGGUCUCAUCGACGCCAAGAAGAUGAAAGUCGCAACUUGUCAAGCUGUAGCGCCGACCAUCACUUCGACCCGCACGAUUCAACCCACUGCUUUUGUAACGAGAACCAUUUAUCCACAGGAGGUUACCAAGAAAAUCGAGAAGACGAUCACAAAAGCUGGGCCGCCUAUCACGCAGCCAACACUUAAACUAACGGUUACAUCGACACAAAUCGUCGAGACUACGGUGAUUGACACUACAGUCUCCACGGCAACUUCAACGGCUGUAACGACGGAGUUUGAAACAACAUGGACGACUAGCACGGUGACUGAGCUCAGUACUUCCACUGUGAGCUGGGUAAAGCCGUAUUGCGGUGUUCGCCGAAAGAAGCGAUGCGUCGAUUUGCGCGACAUCAAGAAGCGCAACGAUCGUCGUGCACCCCUGCCUGAAGAAUGCUCUUGUUUCCUCACAUCAACCCAGCCUUACCAAUCAACACAAACAGCUACCGUCACCGUCAAGAAGUCUCCCUGCACCGAGACGACCUACGUGGAGAAAAGCCAGGCUCGGACCGUUACCAGGACCGUCACAUUCACCAAAUAUACUGGCGGAAGAACCCUAUGUGCACCCGAGGCCACCGAGACCGUCAUCCAGACCGUCACUCAAACGAUUCACACUUUGACGACUAUAUUUGACACAUCGGUCACCACAUCGACGCAACACGACACAACUACAAUUACGGACACUACAGCCACCACUGAAAUCGUGAUCGAAACCGCCGACCCUUGCGAUGACGUCUCUGAAGACGCUGGAUACAUGUAUCGGAUGAACCAGCUGGCCAAUGAUGUGGUUGGCGAGACAAGUAACGGUCUGACUGUGAACGAGUGUUGCAGGAGCUGCUAUGGCAAUCCGAGCUGCGCCUACUUCAGGCACAAGGUUGAGCCCGAGCUUGAGUGCACCAAUUAUUUCAUCAGCGAUGAUGCGACAGAGCUAUAUUGUCAGGGCUUAACAGACAUGUGCCCUGUGGGAUUUGUCGUGUAUGCAAAACAGGGACCGACGGUUGACCCUGAUUUCGAUUAUUGGUGGGGUCCCUGCCUCGGCUUUGCGCCACAACAGCGGUAA
Molecule: messenger RNA, 1218 nt
Organism: Ilyonectria robusta
Lineage: Eukaryota; Fungi; Ascomycota; Sordariomycetes; Hypocreales; Nectriaceae
Exons: 6
Coding region: 1-1218 (405 amino acids)
Source: RefSeq, a predicted model, not a curated record